Lytechinus variegatus (green sea urchin) is the source of this 1242-nucleotide messenger RNA. RefSeq names its product protein N-terminal asparagine amidohydrolase-like. The record is from RefSeq and is a predicted model, not a curated record. Lineage: Eukaryota; Metazoa; Echinodermata; Echinoidea; Temnopleuroida; Toxopneustidae. Gene Ontology annotation, cellular component: nucleus. Gene Ontology annotation, biological process: ubiquitin-dependent protein catabolic process. The coding region runs from base 87 to 1064 and encodes 325 amino acids. Gene Ontology annotation, molecular function: protein-N-terminal asparagine amidohydrolase activity. The transcript is spliced from 10 exons.
UUUCUGAUCCUUCCUUUAUCAUCUCGGGCAAAUUGAGAACAUAGGAGGUUCAGGUGGAUUUGCUGGUUUCCUCCACUCUCUUCAUCAUGCCUCUCAUGAUUGAUGGACAGCUUUAUCAUCCCAAGGAGAAUGUCAUGCAAUUGGUUGAAGAUUAUCCAAAAUUUAAGGAUGAAGCAGCAGCUUUCUGCACCAAACCAGUGCACCAUUGUGAAGCUAUAGAUCUUCUCUAUGUUAAUCAGAGGGAAUAUGCUGUGACUAUUCCAAGUGAUAAUAUUGUUAAGAUCCUUGGUUCUGAUGAUGCCACUACUUGUCACAUCAUUGUCCUGCGUCAUUCAGGGAGUGGAGCCACAGCUAUGGCCCACCUUGAUGGCCAUGGUAUAGAGGGUGGUAUCACCAAUAUGCUUGCUUCAAUCUUAACACUCAGUACUGGAUGCAGUGAGGGCAGACUAGAAUUACACAUAUUUGGUGGCUUCUGUGAUAGCCGAGGAGAAUCAAUAGAGAUUUCAGCAAAUGUUUUCAGUAUAUUUCACAAAUGUGUACAUGACAUUCACCUUGUUACAGCUUGCAUGUCAGAAUUAAAUGAUACAGUGAAGGAUGGGAUACAUUGGCCAAUACUUUAUGGUGUGGCUGUUAAUGUCAAUAGCGGGGAAAUCUUCCCAGCAUCCUUUGCUGACAAAGGUCCUGACAAGCCACUUAGAAGCGUCUACACGCUGUUUGGUAACCAUCAUAUGCGUAAUGUUUAUGAUCACACUAGUGGACUCCAUGUGAUCACUCCGUUCACCUACAGGGCUAUGCCUUACAUCAGUAACUGGCUGCUACAACCAGAUUCAUUUAUCCGUGAGCAUCUGUCGACAUCACCGGAGGUUGAGCCUCCAUACUUUGAGGAAGGUAUCCGUGAUGCCAUCCGAUGGGUCAUGAAUCACCCCCACCCCACCCUCACUGUCUUCCCUGGUAAUAAACCCAGGGUAUAUACCAAGAACCAAAAUGGAUUAUGGGUAGAUUACUCCCAGGCCCCUGAUGAUCGGUCAUCAUCGAUGUCCACAUCGUCAUCGAUGUCGUCUUGAUAGCAAUGGAAUUAGUCGGCUGCCACAAACAUCUCAUAGAAUUAUGUAAACCUGUAAUUUGUCUGAUAAAAGGUGUAUUUAUUGAAAUAUGUAUAUUUAAUAAUGUAUUUGAAUAUAAACCAAAGUUAUUUUAUUUUUAUGUGUUGGAUGUCGAUAGUUAUGUUCAUUAUUGGGUAGG